AUGGGCCAGGGAAACUGCACCAGUGUGACAGAAUUCAUUCUCCUCGGAUUAGCAGACGCCCCUGAGCUGAGCGUCCUCCUGUUCCUGGUGUUUCUUCUCAUCUACGGAGUCACAGUUUUGGGCAACCUGGGCAUGAUUGCACUGAUUCAGGUCAGCUCUCGACUUCACACCCCCAUGUACUUUUUCCUCAGCCACUUGUCCUUUGUGGACUUCUGUUACUCUACAGUCAUCCUACCAAAGAUGCUCACUAGUGUGUUAAAUGAAGACAAAACCAUUUCUGUGUUGGGAUGUACUAUGCAAUUCUACUUGUUUUGCACAUGUGUGGUAACUGAGGUCUUCCUGCUGGCUGUGAUGGCCUAUGACCGUUUUGAGGCCAUCUGUAACCCACUGCUGUAUGUGGUCACCAUGUCAUUCACNCUCUGUGUGGGGCUGGUGUUUGGUUGUUACCUGUGUGGGACUGUGUGUUCUCUGAUUCACUUGUGCUUAGCUCUUCCAAUCUCCUCCUAUCGAUCAAAUGUGAUUAACCACUUCUUUUGUGAUCUACCCCCUCUCUUGUCUCUUGCUUGCUCUGAUGUCACUAUGAAUGAGCUGGUGAUAUACAUUGUGGUCACUUGCACUGAGGUCAUUACCAUUGUGAUUAUCUUCACCUCCUACUUGUUUAUUCUCGUCACCAUCCUGAGGAUGCGCUCUGCCCAGGGAAGGCGCAAAGCCUUCUCCACCUGUGCCUCCCACUUCACAGCCAUUGCUGUCUUCCAUGGUACAAUUCUUUUUAUGUAUUGCCACCCCAGUUCUGGCAACAGUAUGGAUACUGACAAAGUCACUACUGUAUUCUACACUGUUGUGAUUCCCAUGCUGAACCCCCUGAUAUACAGCCUGAGGAACAAGGAUGUGAAAGGAUCCCUUAAAGAACUGGUGAACUCCAAAUUGUUUUCCUAG
Manis javanica (Malayan pangolin) is the source of this 936-nucleotide messenger RNA. The record is from RefSeq and is a predicted model, not a curated record. Lineage: Eukaryota; Metazoa; Chordata; Mammalia; Pholidota; Manidae.